Molecule: messenger RNA, 975 nt
Organism: Penicillium roqueforti
Lineage: Eukaryota; Fungi; Ascomycota; Eurotiomycetes; Eurotiales; Aspergillaceae
Product: amidohydrolase family protein
Exons: 2
Coding region: 1-975 (324 amino acids)
Biological process (GO): secondary metabolic process
Cellular component (GO): cytosol; cytoplasm
Molecular function (GO): carboxy-lyase activity; hydrolase activity
Source: RefSeq, a predicted model, not a curated record
AUGGCGAAAAUUGAUGUGCACCAUCAUUUCUAUCCUCUGGCAAUGCGCCAAGCCCUGGAUCGCGCAGGAGGUGAUCCCUCGGGCUGGUACACUCCCCCCUGGACGCUGGAGCUAGACCAAGACAUGGCGCGACGAAUGAAGGUUACCACCACCAUUCUCUCCGUCACUGCACCGGGGCCAUGCAUCGAGCCUGAUUUUGUUAAAGGAGCCGCCCUAGCGCGCAGCUGCAAUGAAUCUGCGGCCGCCAUUAGGGACUCUCAGCCGCACAAGUAUGGCUUCUUUGCCUCGGUCCCCUCUCUGUUCGAUAUGGCGGCGGUCUUGAAGGAAAUCGACUACGCCUACACCACUCUCCGUACCGACGGAGUCACUCUGUUCACCCGCUACGGCGAUGGUCCCAAUUACCUGGGUCAUGUAGCCUUUCGGCCCAUCUGGGCUGAUCUUAGCCGUCGCGAUGCCGUGGUCUUCAUCCACCCAACCCAUCCGGUCGAUACGCAGCUCGUCAGUCAAUGGCUACCGCAGCCCAUGUUUGACUAUCCACACGAAACGGGCCGGGCCGCUAUGGAUCUGCUGACUAGUGGCAUUUUGCAAGACUAUCCGGGUUGCAAAAUCAUACUCUCCCACGCGGGCGGAACCUUGCCGUAUUUGAUCUACCGGGCGGCUACCAUGCUGCCGUUGAUGCCACGCACUCUUGGUCUUUCAACUGAAGAGCUGGUGGCAGCUGCUCGGACCUUCUACUUCGACACAGCCAUCUCAUCAAACCCGGUCACGUUGAAGGCGCUGUUCGAGUUUGCCGCACCCGGCCAUGUCCUCUUCGGCAGUGACUUCCCUAAUGCCCCGCAUGAUGCGAUCCAACGCUUUACGGAUUUUCUCGAGGCGUAUGAGCUGCCGGAGGAGACCAAGCAACAGGUAAAUAGCGGGGCGGCAUUAGAGUUAUUUCCACGAUUGAAGAGGAUCCCGGAUAAAGCGAGACUCUGA